This is a messenger RNA of Plasmodium falciparum 3D7, 6546 nucleotides long. RefSeq names its product erythrocyte membrane protein 1, PfEMP1. The transcript has 2 exons. The record is from RefSeq and is a predicted model, not a curated record. NCBI's taxonomy places the organism in Eukaryota, Apicomplexa, Aconoidasida, Haemosporida, Plasmodiidae. Bases 1 to 6546 code for a protein of 2181 amino acids. Gene Ontology annotation, molecular function: host cell surface receptor binding. Gene Ontology annotation, cellular component: membrane.
AUGGUGGCGCGAGGAGGUCAUCAGGGCGGGGAAGAUAUUGAUGAAACAAGUGCCAAACAUUUAUUGGAUAGCAUAGGGGAAAAAGUGUACAAAAAAGUGCAUGGUGCUGCUCUACAACGUAGUAAUGGUGCGUUGCAAGGAAUUUUGUCACUAGCAACAUUUGAGAAAAAACCAGAGACUCAACAAACACCAAAAGAUCCAUGCGACCUUAAUCAUAAAUAUCAUACUACUGUUACCAGUGGUUAUGAUAAAGAAAAUCCUUGUAAGGAUAGACCAGAAGUUCGAUUUUCUUAUACAGAAGGAGCAGAAUGUAAUAAGAGCAAAGUAAAGGGUAAUGAAGGUAAUAGUGAAGGUGCAUGUGCUCCAUAUAGACGAUUGCAUGUAUGCGAUCAAAAUUUAGAACUAAUAAAACCAAAGAAUAUAACAACACAUAAUUUAUUGGUGGAUGUGUGUCUUGCUGCAAAAUUUGAAGCAGAGUCAUUAAAAACAUAUCGUGGAAAAUAUCAACUAACUAAUCAUGGUUUCCAUACCAAUAUAUGUACUGAGUUGGCACGAAGUUUUGCAGAUAUAGGAGAUAUUAUUCGCGGAAAAGAUCUAUAUCGUGGUAAUAACAAAGAAAAAGAUAGAUUAGAAGAUAAUUUAAAAAAAAUUUUCAAGCAAUUAUAUGAAGAAUUAACAAAGAACAAUAAGAAUGAGGCGAUAAAAACUCACUACCAAGAUGAUGAUCCAAAUUAUUAUAAAUUAAGGAAUGCUUGGUGGGAAGCUAAUAGACAAGAAGUAUGGAAAGCUAUCACGUGCGGUGCUGGGGGUUCUAAAUAUUUUCGACACACAUGUGGUACAGGAACGCCGACUGAUGAUAAAUGCCGAUGUGCGAUAAAUGAUGUUCCUACAUAUUUUGAUUAUGUGCCACAGUAUCUUCGCUGGUUCGAGGAAUGGGCCGAAGAUUUUUGUCGUAAACGAAAACAUAAAUUAAAAGAUGUUAAAACAAAUUGUCGUGGAGAAAAUGGUACAGAUCGAUAUUGUAGUGGUAAUGGAUUAGAUUGCACAAAAACUAUUAGAGCCAAAUAUAUCUAUGCUAUAGGUAGUGAAUGCACUAAAUGUUCUUUUUUGUGUGGUUUUUAUAAAAAAUGGAUAGAUAACCAAAAAAAAGAAUUUCUAAAACAAAAAAAAAAAUGUGAAAAUGAAAUGUUAAGUAAAAGUAAGAAAAAACAAAGUACAAAAUAUAAUGUUUAUGAAGGAUAUGAUAAAGAAUUUUAUAAAAUACUUAAAAGUAACAAUGUUGGAAACCUUGAUAAUUUUUUGGAUUUAUUAAGUAAUGAAAAUGAAUGUAAAAAUAUUGAUGGAAAAGGAGGAAAAAUUGAUUUUAAUAACACUGAUAAUAAAACAUUUUCGCAUUCGGAAUAUUGUGAAGAAUGUCCCGACUGUGGGGUCGAAAAGAAAGAUAAUGGAGAAUUUCAAAAGAAAGAGAAAAAUAAUGGUGAAUGCAAAGGUGGAAAACGUUAUGAGAUUCCAAAUCAUGCCAAAUUUAAUGAAAUUAAUGUCCUUUCCUUCGGUGAUAAAGGCGAAGAUAGAGAAACAAAAUUAAAGAAAUUUUGCGAAACAAAAAAUGGUAGUGCUGGUGGUGGUGGUGGUAGUAAUAGCGAAAUCAAGGAACUAACUGAACAAUGGAAAUGUUAUGAAGAGAAAGAUAUAAAAAAACUCGUUGAGAAUGACCUGGAAUAUAACAAGGAGGUAAAAGGUUCAGGUGGAAUAUGUAUAUUGCAAAAGACGAACGGCGAAGAAAAUGGGAAAAAGCAAAAGACAUUCAAUGAUUUUUUUCACUUUUGGGUACGACAUUUAUUGAACGAUUCUAUAGAAUGGCGAGAAAAACUUGAUAAAUGUUUAAAAAAUGGUACGAAAAUACUAUGUAAAAAUGGAUGUAACAAAAAUUGUAAAUGUUAUGAAAGCUGGGUUGAAGAAAAAAAAAAAGAAUGGGGGGAAAUCAAAAAACAUUUUGACACGCAAGAAGAUAUUAAAAAUUCAACAGGAGUGGAUCCUAUCGUAACUCUUGAAUAUGUUUUGGAAGAGUUUUAUUUUCCACUUAUUCAAGAAGCUUAUGGAGAUGCACAAGCAAUAGAAGGAAUUAAGAAAACAUUACAUAGCAAAGAAAAUCAGCAAACAGAUGCUACCGACACUAAAAAUAAGACCUUACUUGAUUACUUGCUCCAUCACGAAGAACAAGACGCCGAUAAAUGCGUAAGAAAUAAUCCAGAUAAGGACUGCCCCAAAAAACCACCCACUGGAGGUCCUGGUGGCGUCCACUCCGACACCGCCUCAGAAGACAUCACCCACCACGACUCCUCCCACGAUGAAUCCGAAGGCUCAGAAGACGAAGAAGAAGAAGAAGAGGAGGACAAGGAGGAGGAAGGUGAAGAUGGUGAAGACGUCCAGGACGACGUAGCCGAGGAGGACACGGCAAAGGAGGAGGGGUCGUCAACCACAGAGACACAACUACCAGACGCUUGCAAUAUAGUAAAAACACUAUUUGAGAGCACCAAAAAUUUUGAAGAUGCCUGUCCAACCAAAUACGGCCCAAAGGCACCCACAAGUUGGAAGUGCAUACCAAGUGGUGACAAAGCAGCCACAAGUGGUGAGGGUGACAGUGGUCCCUCACGUAAACGACGUGACACCACUGGUGGUGAAUCCACCACAUCUAGUAGUGCCACCACUGGUGGUAAAGACGGAGCCACUGGUGGUAGUGUUUGUGUGCCACCCAGGAGGCGACGAUUAUACAUACAUAAAGUGGACGACAACGUGAAGGACGACGCGUCAUUACGUAAGUGGUUUAUCGAGAGUUCUGCUGUAGAAACUUUUUUUUUGUGGCAUGAAUACAAAAUGGAGAAAAAAAGAGAGGAUAUAGAAAAACAGAAAGCAAAUGAAAAAGUUGUAGAUACAUCAAAUGUUGGAGAAGAACUUCAAAAUGAUUUAGAAGGAAAUGGUACUAUCCCCGAAGAGUUUAAACGUCAAAUGUUCUAUACAUUAGGAGAUUAUAAAGACAUAUUUGAGGGGAAGAGUAUAGAGGUUGGUGACGAGAAGGACAAGCAGAAAAUGAAAGAAAUAGAAAAGAAAAUACAAGCACAUAUAAAUAGUGGUUCCUCAUCUCCUCCUCAUGGAACACCUGGUCAACCAAAUAGUGUCACAACCCCCCAACAAACCUGGUGGAGUAGAAACGCCCCUUCCAUCUGGAAAGGAAUGAUUUGUGCACUAACAUAUAAAGAAGAUGGCGAAAAAUCAACAGACGACAAAACAACAUUAAAGAGGAAUGAUGAUGUCUACGAGAAAAUUUUCGGGAAACCCCCCAAUAACGACAACCCCCAAAACCCCAACAACGGCACAUUCCACAAAAAAUACCAUUACGAUAGUGUCAGACUUAAAGAUGAUGAUGAUCAAAGUGGUGACAAACUCCAAAGCACCUCAGCCCCUAGUGAUACACCCACCCUCAACAACCCCAAAUUGAGUGAUUUCGUGUUACGCCCCACCUACUUCCGAUACCUUGAAGAAUGGGGAGAGAGUUUCUGUGGUACGCGGAAGAGGAUGUUGGAACAACUUGAAAAAGUAUGUCGUAGUGGUGAGACAGGUAAAGAACAUUGUAGUGGGGAUGGACAUGUUUGUGAAAAAGACUAUCUUAACCAUAAUAAUAUGUUUGCAGAUUCAUAUUGUCCUGAUUGUAAGAAAGCAUGUAGAAAAUAUAAAAAAUGGAUAGAAAAAAAAUUAGAAGAAUUUCAAAAACAAAAAGAUAAAUAUAAAGGGGAACUUGAUAAAUUAACAAAAGAUAAAUCUGGUGGUGAUAAGAAAUUUUGUGAAGAAAUAAAAAAUCAUUCGUCUGCUGCAAAUUUUUUGAAAGAAUUGAAACAUGGCAAAGAUAAUCAAGGUAAUAGUGAUCAAGAUAAUAAACUAGAUUUUGAGAACAUUCCUCAGACAUUUUCUCGUUCAACGUAUUGUAAAACAUGUCCUCCCAAUAAAGUUAAUUGUAGUAGUGGUAGUAAAAGUCGUACAAGUGGUGGUACAAAUAGAUGUACAGAAGUUAAAAAAAAUGGAGAGACGUGGGAAAAGGUUUUUGAUAAAAUAGCUAAAAACAAUGGAAAGACUACUACUAUUGAUGUCCAUAUGAUUGAUCGUAGGGCACCGUUUAUUAAAAAAUAUUUAGAAAAUUCAAAAAAUUCAGAAGAAUCAAAUAAUUCACUCUUUAAGGAUUCAUAUCUUUUUAAAAGUGUAAGAGAUCAAAACUGGGAGUGUAAAUUUGAAAAUGAAAAUAAGGAUGUAUGUAAAUUAAAAAAUUUUAAUGACAAAAUAGAUCUCAAUCAAUAUACUACAUUUAAAGUAUUGCUAAUAUAUUGGUUAGAAGAUUUUAUAGAAGGUUAUUAUAUAUUGAAAAAAAGAAAAGUAUUCGAACAAUGUAAAGAAAAUGGAGAAAAUACAUGUAGUGAAGAAUCUAAAAACUAUUGUGCAUGUGUGAAAGUAUGGUUAGAAAAAAAGAAAAAUGAAUGGGAUCAAAUAAAAAAACAUUUUAAAGAUCGAAAAUCGGAUGAUGGUGAUACUGUUGUGUCUAAAGUUAGAAAUUUCUUGGAGACCUUGAUACCUCGAAUUGCUCCUAAAAAAAAUAAUGGAGAAGUUACAGAAUUAAGUGAUUUAGAAAAGUCACUUGGAUGUAAUUGCGCUGGGAGAGCAGAAAAUAGUAAAGAAGAUGAAAAAGAAGAUGUUGUUCUAUGUUUGCUCACAAAGCUUGAAGAUAAAGCAAACAAGUGUAAAGAAGACCAAAAACCUAAUGGCGAAAACCAAGCACAAACGUGUGAAAAAUCCGCCCCCGUUGAAGACGAAGACGAUGAACCCCUUGAAGAGGAAAACCCAGUUACACAACCGAACAUUUGUCCGAAAGUGGAAACAACAGAAGAAACAGUGGAUGAAGGCAAGUGUGAAGAAGACACAGUCACUCCUAGUCUUGGACCCAAAGAUGAUAGUGAAAAAGAUGAAAAAAAAGAGGAAAAUAGUGAAGACACAACGGCAGCAGAAGGAGAAGAAAAUGGUGCUCCUGGAUCUAGUGGCACACCUCCACCUCCCCCUGCGGCGCCUCCAUCAACCCCAGCAAAAACAAAAGAAAGCAAAAAACCAAAAUCAACAAAAAAACCUCGAAUCAAAACCCUUAAUGUAUUGGACCACCCCGCUGUCAUACCCGCCCUCAUGUCUUCUACCAUCAUGUGGAGUAUUGGUAUUGGUUUUGCUACAUUCACUUAUUUUUAUCUAAAGAAAAAAACCAAAUCAUCUGUUCGAAAUUUAUUCCAAAUACUGCAAAUACCUAAAGGUGAUUAUGAUAUACCGACAAAACUUUCACCCAAUAGAUAUAUACCUUAUACUAGUGGUAAAUACAGAGGCAAACGGUACAUUUACCUUGAAGGAGAUAGUGGAACAGAUAGUGGUUACACCGAUCAUUAUAGUGAUAUAACUUCCUCAGAAAGUGAGUAUGAAGAGAUGGAUAUUAAUGAUAUAUAUGUACCAGGUAGUCCUAAAUAUAAAACAUUGAUCGAAGUGGUACUUGAACCAUCAAAAAGUAAUGGUAACACACUAGGUGAUGAUAUGGUACCUACCACUAAUACAUUUACAGAUGAGGAAUGGAAUGAACUAAAACAUGAUUUUAUAUCUAAUAUGUUACAAAAUCAACCAAAUGAUUAUAAAAGUGAAGAUAUUCCAUUGAAUACACAACCGAAUACUUUAUAUUUUAAUAAACCUGAGGAAAAACCUUUUAUUACUUCUAUUCAUGAUAGAAAUUUAUAUAGUGGAGAAGAAUAUAGUUAUAAUAUUAAUAUGAGUACUAAUAGUAUGGAUGAUAUUCCAAUUAAUCGUGAUAAUAAUGUAUAUUCUGGUAUCGAUUUAAUUAAUGACACAUUAAGUGGUAAUCAACAUAUUGAUAUAUAUGAUGAAGUGCUAAAAAGAAAAGAAAAUGAAUUAUUUGGAACAAAACAUCAUACAAAACGUACGAGUACACAAAACGUCGCCAAACCUGCACGUGACGACCCCAUACACAACCAAUUAGAUUUGUUCCAUAAAUGGUUAGAUAGACAUAGAGACAUGUGCAAAAAGUGGAAUAAUAAGGAGGGAUUAUUAGAUAAAUUAAAAGAAGAAUGGAAUAAAGAUACUAAUAGUGGUAAACUAAGUGACAACAUACAUAGUGAUAAUAAACCUGGUGACAUACCUAGUGAUAAUCAUGUUUUAAAUAGUGAUGUUUCUAUUCAAAUAGAUAUGGGUAAUCCUAAAUAUAUAAAUCAGUUUACAUGUGUGGAUAGUAACCCCAACCUAACCUUACGGUCUAACCCAAACCUUAUGGGAAACCAAAACCCCAACCUCAACCUUGUGGAAAAUAACAUCAACCCAAACCACCAAAACCAAAACCAAGUGGGUGACACUAAUUUUGUGGAUACCCCCACCAACCCCACCAAUGUACAAAUUGAAAUGGAUGUAAAUACCAAAUUGGUGAAAGAGAAAUAUCCUAUAGGAGAUGUGUGGGAUAUAUAA